AUGGCUGGUCUCCAUCUGCCCCCGUCCACUGCGGGGAACGCUUCUUUCUCCGACUCCGGCUCGUCAAAUACUCGUUUCACGCCUCCUUCCAAUGGCUCCGAGGAGGAAUAUCCGACGUCAAAACCGGUGAACUCGCCGGUUGGAACUCUACGACUACAAACCAAUUUCGAGAGAAUGGACGCUGGCGGGUCUGUGUCCGAUAUCGAGGAAGACAAUAGAUAUGAUUCUGCAGAGGAGCUGGAGGGGAAGAAUCGCAGGGUGCAGUCGAGGCCGAAAUUUACACCGGAGGAGGAAAAGGAGGUGGUGAAGGUCUUUGACAGGAGGCUGGUUCCGUUCUUGGCGCUUCUCUACUUGCUUGCAUUCCUGGACCGUUCGAAUAUAGGGAAUGCCAAGAUUGCAGGGCUGCAGGAUGACCUUCGGCUCUCGUCUGACCAAUACGAGUGGCUACUUACCGCGUUUUAUAUCACAUACAUCCUAUUCGAAUGGAUGACCUUGAUGUACCGCCUCGUACCGCCGCAUAUCUACAUUUCUCUGUGCGUGUUUGGCUGGGGUUUGGUGGCCUCAUUCCAAUCUCUAGCGACCUCAUUUGAAGGUCUCGUCAUUUUGCGUGCAUUGCUUGGUAUUACGGAAGCAGCAUUUGGCCCGGGUGUCCCAUUCUAUCUGUCGCUAUUCUACCAGCGCGAUGAACUUGCUUUCAGAAAUGGACUCUUCAUCUCAGCCGCACCAUUGGCAACGUCCUUUGCUAGCAGCUUGGCCUGGUUCAUCGUCAAGGUCAGCAGUGAUGGUCCUAUUUCGCCAUGGCGUGCUCUGUUCCUUGUCGAAGGGUUUCCAAGCGUGAUCGUUGCGGUUUUUGCCUGGGUUCUCAUUCCAGAUUCACCUGGCCGUGCUCGCUUCCUGACUCGCCGGCAGAGAGUGGUGGCUCGACUUCGCAUGGAGCAUGGUCAGACUGACUACCAGCAGUCCUCCUCGAAAAGCUUCAAUUGGAGGGAGAUUGCGAAGACAGCUGCUGAUCCCAAGGCAUAUAUGGCAGCUCUUAUGUUCUUCAGCUGCAAUGUCGCCUUUAGCUCAAUGCCCGUGUUUCUGCCGACUAUCAUCAAAGAUAUGGGUUACUCUUCUCUUAACGCCCAGGCUCUCUCCGCACCGCCAUAUCUAGUCGCCUUCCUCGUGGUCCUAGCCACAGCAUGGGCCUCGGACCGCAGCCGCAGCCGAAGCCCCUACCUCAUAGCCCACGCGCUCAUUUCUUCAGUCGCAUACUUCGCCAUUGCAGCAACAGGAUACUUCCAUGCGCACCUCUCCACAGAGUUGCACACCUUCAUCCGAUACAUCUGCGUCUACCCAGCCAUCGCUGGUUUCUUCUCCGCUAUCACGCUGAUCAUCACCUGGUCGAUGGACAACCGUGUGGAAAAGGAAGGCAAGGGUGCCAGCAUCGCCAUUUUGAACAUCAUUGGGCAAUGUGGCCCUCUCCUAGGCACGAGAUUGUAUCCCGAGUCCGACGGGCCGUGGUAUAUCCGCGGCAUGGCAACGUGCUCCUUCUUCAUGGUGCUCGUUGCAAUUCUGGCACUUGGCCUGCGGGUUCUCCUACAACGAGCCAACCGAAGAAUCGCCGACACCACGUACCAGGAUGUCAAUCCGGCAGGGCCUGCUCAUUCUGGAGAGGAGCGAGAUGAGCUCAUAGGUGGUGGGCGUAGGGAUGAUUUGGAGCAUCAUACCGGCGAUCGCCGGCUUGUCUAUAUUAUUUAA
This is a messenger RNA of Penicillium daleae, 1740 nucleotides long. RefSeq lists its product as uncharacterized. Gene Ontology annotation, cellular component: membrane. The transcript has 4 exons. Gene Ontology annotation, biological process: transmembrane transport. Gene Ontology annotation, molecular function: transmembrane transporter activity. Lineage: Eukaryota; Fungi; Ascomycota; Eurotiomycetes; Eurotiales; Aspergillaceae. The record is from RefSeq and is a predicted model, not a curated record. The coding region runs from base 1 to 1740 and encodes 579 amino acids.